GGAAGCCGCUAGCGCUGCAGCGGUCGGGCGCUGUGAUUGGCUGAUGCUGGGGGUCACAUGACCGGAGUCCCCGGGAAGAUGGCGGAGCAGGCGGGCGCGUCGCCCGAGGACCCCUGGGGGAAGGUGGAUUCUGCAUACAGUGACAGUGGACUGGAUCCCUCGCUCUUUGUGGAAAGCACUAGGAAAGGAAGCAUAGUAUCCCGAGCCAACAGCAUUGGCUCCACCAGUGCCUCCUCAGUCCCCAAUACAGAUGAUGAAGACAGCGAUUAUCACCAGGAAACCUACAAAGAGUCAUACAAGGACCGGCGCAGACGUGCCCACACCCAGGCCGAGCAGAAGAGACGAGAUGCCAUCAAGAAAGGCUACGAUGACUUGCAGGCCAUCGUUCCCACGUGCCAGCAGCAGGACUUCUCCAUUGGCUCCCAGAAACUAAGCAAAGCCAUCGUCCUGCAGAAAACCAUUGACUACAUUCAGUUCCUCCAUAAGGAGAAGAAGAAGCAGGAGGAGGAAGUUUCUACACUCAGGAAAGAUGUCACAGCUUUGAAGAUCAUGAAAGUAAACUAUGAGCAGAUUGUGAAAGCUCAUCAGGAUAAUCCAAAUGAGGGGAAAGACCAGGUCUCUGACCAAGUCAAGUUUAAUGUUUUCCAAGGCAUCAUGGAUUCACUGUUCCAGUCCUUUAAUGCCUCCAUCUCAGUAGCAAGUUUUCAGGAACUUUCAGCCUGUGUCUUCAGCUGGAUUGAAGAGCACUGUAAGCCACAGACUCUGCGGGACAUCGUGCUUGGGGUUCUGCAUCAGCUGAAGAAUCAGCUCUACUGACUGCUCUCCCUGCUAGUGCCCCAGCAGCAUGGGCCUGCGUUCUUCAUCCAUACUGCUACUGGGUACCGCCAGCAGGGACGGAGUUGGGAAACAGACUCCAGGAAUGGCUGGUCUGUUUCCCUUGUGAUUGUUAAAGCUUCUCUCUGGAUUAUUUAUUGUAUUGACCAAAAACCAAAACUGGGCUUAUGUACCUCUCCACAGACCCUGUCGCAGUCUGUAGGGACUCAGUCAGCAGAGAAGGGAGUUUAGAUGUGGAUUAAAUAUACUUCUCAUUGCCCCAAAGGAAGGCAGGAGAGGCUGUCUCACCCAAACUGGCAUGGCAGUGAACGGGCCUUGCCUGAGCCCCUGACUCUUUGCAAGAGUGGCAGUAGCUCAGCCGGUGGGAGGGAUCUGCUUCGUAGCAGGCAGAUGGUCCUGCUCCCUGUGAUGGGGAAUGGCCUGGAGUCUUAACUACUGCCUGGUCAUCUUAGCAGUGCACAUUACUGCCUGCUGGGAUGCAUACCCUGAAAACCACAGAGCCUGGGCAUGAGCUGUAGAACAGAUGGAACACAGGCUGUUCGGUUUCCAGGUGAGCACUUGCUGAAAUCGCAGCUACCCAGGCACCUUUCCACAGGGCAAUGCAGGGCUGUGAAAGGAAGCAGAGAGUGGCGAUAGUAAGGGAGACCUCUUCCCCCCACCCCAGAGCCAGUUGCCACAUUAGGAUUAAAGACUUGAGCUGGGUUAUGAACCCUCCUGCACCAGGCAAACCGAUCUCUACUAAAGGGGGUUAGGAAGAAGCUUCCCUUGGGAGAGGUUCUCCCAUCUCUGCAGGCUUUCUUGCACCUUCCUCUGAAGCAGCUGGUUCUAGUUACUGUUGAGAUGGGUUCUGCACUAGCAAUUCCUAUGGGCCUCAAUCCCGAUGGUCUAGUUCAGCCUAGGGAUGGAAGGCUGCUUGCUUUACUGGUGUAGAAUGACUUUCCAAAAGGCCCUACAAAGGAAGCUGGGUGGGUUGGCCCCUCACUGCCACAAGGAGAGUCACUUAAUCGCCAGUGCUGAAGGGACUCCCCUUCUUGUGCAGAUGACCAUGGCCUCAAGCCUCUGCUUGAGCCAGCUGCUGACUUGGCCUUUUCGACUCUAGCCACAUUUCCUAAACAAUUAAACAUGCGUGCAGCUUUCGCUACAGCCUUGUCCAGUUUUAUCGGUACAGAGGCUGAUCUCUGGCAGGCUUUAUAUGACAUGGCACUUUCUGAUGAAGUCACACUGUGUGGGAAAGUAGAAUAGUCUAGCACAGAGCAGCUGGGAUUCUAAGUAGACGUCUACUCUUGUUUAGAACUAUAGUUUUAUAUAUAAUAAAGCCUUGAUUUUUGUAAUGCAUUGAAAAAAAAAAUCACACUAACAUGUUAUCAGUUUAUGUUUUGCAGACAGCUGCUUGUCUGAGACAAUUUAAAUCAGUUACACCCUGUUUCGUUCACUAUAACCCUUCAGGUCUCUUAAAGCAGAUGGCAGCUGUCUGCUAAAGCAGCCAUGGUGUUUUACUACUCAAACAAGGUGACACUAUUGGAAUUACCCCAACAGAGUAACUCUCUUACAACAAGAAAAGGAGUACUUGUGGCAUUUUAGACACUAACAAAUUUAUUUGAGCAUAAGCUUUUGUGAGCUACAGCUCACUUCAUCAGCUGUAGCUCACGAAAGCUUAUGCUCAGAUAAUUUUGUUAGUCUCUAAGGUGCCACAAGUACUCCUUUUCUUUUUGCGAAUACAACUAACACGGCUGCUACUCUGAAACCUCUCUUACAACAGUAUUUGUCGAUUUUCAAUUAUGUUCCUACCACACUUCUAAAAAUCCCGUGUUAGUGACUGUUGUGCGUUUUCUUCAGUUUGGGUAUGGUGGUUUCUCGGUGCUGGCUGCCUGCCUUUCAAACACUGAAGCAGGGGCAUAAUGUUUAAACUGCUGUUUCCAUUUAAUCAAGGAAAUAUUCCUGUUGGUCUUGGAUUUUAUAAAACAAAGCACUUCUACAAAGCCUGCAUUGAGUGUCCCUGUUGGUCCAAAUGCAGCAUACAGCCCCUAGGAAGUUCAAGAGUUUUGUUUGCAGCAACAUGCCUAACUGCUGAAGUGAAUUGCACACAAUAGGGGCAGCUACCUCUAUGGCCGUACUCAAGCACAGAUGGGUAACUCUUGUAAGAUGUUGCUUUGCUGUAAGGAAAGCACCCUCUUUGCAGAAGCAGUAGCCUGUGCUGUUAACUAAUAAAUGGCAUGUGUAUUUCUCAAAGGACAUUGCUUUUUACAGACCUCACUCAGGUGGAAAUGAAAUAUUUUUCUAUCAUGAAAAGUAAUUAUAAUAAAUUUUUGCUAAGCGUUUUAA
This is a messenger RNA of Caretta caretta (loggerhead turtle), 3156 nucleotides long. It is a transcript of the gene MLX, whose product is annotated as MAX dimerization protein MLX. NCBI's taxonomy places the organism in Eukaryota, Metazoa, Chordata, Testudines, Cheloniidae. Gene Ontology annotation, molecular function: protein dimerization activity; RNA polymerase II cis-regulatory region sequence-specific DNA binding; DNA-binding transcription factor activity, RNA polymerase II-specific. The record is from RefSeq and is a predicted model, not a curated record. Gene Ontology annotation, biological process: regulation of transcription by RNA polymerase II. Gene Ontology annotation, cellular component: nucleus.